Schistocerca americana (American grasshopper) is the source of this 645-nucleotide messenger RNA. RefSeq lists its product as uncharacterized. The record is from RefSeq and is a predicted model, not a curated record. The coding region runs from base 1 to 645 and encodes 214 amino acids. Gene Ontology annotation, molecular function: phosphopantetheine binding. Gene Ontology annotation, cellular component: cytoplasm. The transcript is spliced from 3 exons. Lineage: Eukaryota; Metazoa; Arthropoda; Insecta; Orthoptera; Acrididae. Gene Ontology annotation, biological process: secondary metabolite biosynthetic process; amino acid activation for nonribosomal peptide biosynthetic process.
AUGACCACGGUCGGGAGCGGCUCGCAGGAGAGACUGCAGCUCCUGAGAGGUCCGCCGCUGACGGAGGCGGAGGAGGCGGGGGCGGAGCUGCCCCUGGCGCCCUCCCUCGUCCAGAAGCUGGCCGCCUACGGAGACCGCCUUCUGCAGGUGGUGGUGGCCCAGGAGUCGCGGGCAGACUGGGUGCUGCGGCAGGCGGCGGCUGAGCUUUCGGCACUGCAGAAAGCCGUCCCCAGCCUGCGGGAGGGCCACACGGUCGCCAUCUGCUCCAGGAGGUCGGCGCUCUUCCUGCCCGCCAUGGUUGCCACACUGUGCUCGGGAGCCGUCUGCGCAGUCGUCAACGCCGACCUCCCUCUCGAGAGCCUGCGCCGAGUGCUACAGGAGCUGAACCCCGCAGCAGUGAUGUGCGAACCACCGACUACCAAGUCCGCUUCAGCCGCCAGGCCGACUGGUUGCCCACUUCUGGUGCUGGGGACUGCCAAGGCCGUACCGGAUGCCCAACAGCUGCUGCUGAGGAGUGCCCAGGGGCUGCAGGGAGACAACACGAGCCCCGCGGUCGCACUCCUCACGUCUGGGACCACGGGACACCCCAAGGUCAUCCGGAUUCCUCGUCGCAAUAUUGCUCUAAUAAUCCACAUUCUCAAGUAA